Jatropha curcas is the source of this 1733-nucleotide messenger RNA. Its product is annotated as galactoside 2-alpha-L-fucosyltransferase-like. Gene Ontology annotation, molecular function: galactoside 2-alpha-L-fucosyltransferase activity. NCBI's taxonomy places the organism in Eukaryota, Viridiplantae, Streptophyta, Magnoliopsida, Malpighiales, Euphorbiaceae. The record is from RefSeq and is a predicted model, not a curated record. Gene Ontology annotation, cellular component: membrane; Golgi apparatus. Gene Ontology annotation, biological process: xyloglucan biosynthetic process; cell wall biogenesis.
ACUGCAAGAAAAUGAAGACCCAUGACUUGCAGAGUUUUAGCUGCCAAAUUUUAAUUAGCUUGAUAGAAGCAAAUUGACUUUAAACUAAGCUCUGCCCAGUUAUUUUUGAGAGAGACUUGUUACAUUUUGUAUUAAUUGAGAGACAAAUGCUCAUCUUCUUCAAUUGUUGGAGAACUUGGUUUCAGUAUGCAAUGAAGACCUUAGCCUUUUCUGCUUGUUUCAUAGCUUUCUAUACCAUAAUCUCGCUUUCAGUCAUUUACAUAAAUCACAAGUUUGAUCUAAUUGGAGAAUUUGCUAAAGCCAAGAUUGUUCACGGAAAAGCAGAAAGUGCUACAAAGUUUCUUUUUGAUUCAGGAUUUGAUGAAGAAUCUUGUUUAAGCAGAUACCAAUCUUUUGUCUAUCGAAAACAUUCGCCUCACAAGCCUUCUCCAUAUCUUCUCUCAAAACUUCGCAGUUACGAAAUUCUUCAUAAGCGUUGUGGACCUUAUACAGGAUCCUACAAUCAAACCCUGAAAGCAAUUAAUUCUGUCAACAUUUCAAGUCCUACAGACUGCAAUUACAUAGUCUGGACAGCCACUGCAGGUUUGGGAAACAGAAUAUUAAGUGUUUCUGCAGCAUUUCUGUAUGCUGUUCUUACCAACAGAGUUUUACUUGUUGAAUAUGAAACUGACAUGGCUAAUCUCUUCUGCGAGCCAUUUCCAAAUACUUCAUGGCUAUUGCCUCAGGAUUUUCUCAUGAAGAGUGAAUUCAGAAAACUCAAUCAUCAAUACCCACAUAUUUUUCAGAACCUGAUAAGGCAAAAGAUCAUUAAUGCAUCGACAGAGUUGCUACCAUCUGUUGUGUAUAUUUUGUUAGCUGCAGGCAAAGACAAAAUUUUCUACUGUGAAGAACAGCAACAGCUUGUUCAAAAAAUUCCAUGGUUGAUUCUGAAAUCAGAUGAAUACUUCAUUCCAUCUCUCUUCUUGAUCCCGUCUUUCAAGCAAGAACUGGACAGUAUGUUUCCUGAUAAAGAAACCGUUUUCCAUUUCUUGGGUAGAUAUCUUUUUAACCCUUCAAAUGAGGCAUGGGGACUAAUUACAAGGUUUUAUGAGGCUUAUUUAUCCAAAGCAGAUCAAAAAAUUGGUAUGCAAAUAAGAGUAUUCAAUCCUCAAGCUACUCCAUUCCAAAUUCUAACAGAUCAAAUUUUAGCUUGUAGUCAACAGGAAAAUCUGCUAGCACAAGUAGAUGAAAACAGAACUGCUGGCUCCCCAUUGAAAAUUGGAACAUCAUCAAAAUCUAUACUAAUAGCAUCUUUAUAUUCAGAAUUUUAUGAGGAAAUAAGAAACAAGUACUGGAGAUUUCCAACUAGAACAGGAGAGUCAAUUGGGGUAUAUCAGCUAAGCCAUGAAGAGAAUCAACGUUUUGGGGAUAAUAUGCAUAAUAUGAAGGCAUGGGUUGAAAUAAACCUACUAAGUAUGAGUAAUGUAUUGGUUACAAGCCCUAGGUCAACUUUUGGGUAUGUUGCUCAAGGACUCGGAGGUUUAAAGCCAUGGAUUCUUAAAAAGCCUGAGGAUUGGAAAACAAAUAGUUCAGCUUGUGGUCUAGCCAUGUCAAUAGAACCUUGUUUUCAUGAUCCACCCUUGUAUGGCUGUAAGUCAAAGGUCAAAGUUGAUAGUAUUGUUCCUCACAUCAAGCACUGUGAGGAUGUACCUGGAGGGCUCAAGCUUUUUAGUAAUUAUAACACUACUAAUUAG